AUGGCCGACAUUGGACUUUCCACUGCCGACGAGGGCCUGAACGGCGACCAUCAACAUACUGUCCUUACCACCACCGGCCCUGUAGGAGAAGCAGGACUUCCGCCAUCUCGACCCACUUCCAACACGCUCAACUCGACUUCUCGCACACGAUCUGCCGCUCCCCAGGCUCGCGUCGGCUCUCCCGUACCAUCCUUGGCUGGUCGCGGCAGUGGCAGCUAUCAGAACGACCCUUCUCGUCGUACUCAUGUGCCGAAUCUCAUAUCGAGCGCUUUCCUGCCAACUAGUCCGAGACGUACCGAACCGCAAUCUCCACCACCUACCGCUUCCCAGAACCCGCCGCUCCCAAUAGCAAGACCAAGCAUCGACAGUGGACGCAGAACUCACCGUUCUCGUAAUAGCAAUGCGUCAAUCGUAACUCUGGAACAAAGCAAUAGGCCUCGAAUUGACCCGGACGCUCCCCCGUUGCCUACCUCUCGAGGAACGGGGACCACGACCUAUGAUGUCAACCGGGACCUGCAGCCCUUCGGAAGUGCUAAGAGCCAGGAGAGUCAAUACCCGUUGAGAAAGCCGCCUAUGCUUGACAUAGAUGGCACUACCAAAUCAGUGUCUUCGUUGCAAGCACAGAAGUCGCCCAUCUCUCUGCGUCCAUCAUGGAGCCGCCAAAGUCGUUCGAGCAGGGUUAAUGGCCGGAGUGUCGAUCGAGAUGGCCACGAGAAGCUACCUUCUGUACCGCCUUCACCCGCAACCAACAGAGCUAUUCCGGUCCCGUCGGGCUCCCAAUUAACUUCUGGAAAGAACUACCAAUACUUCAAUGGCAAUGCCGUCUUCUUUCUGCGUGGCAGACUUAUUAAUACCCGGCAGCGGCCGCUUAAUGUCUUUACUGCUCUUCUUGCGAUAAUCCCUGCUGCUUUAUUCUUUGGCUUUUCUGCGCCGUGGCUAUGGCAUCAUGUUUCACCAGCGAUACCCAUCCUUUUUGCCUACGUCUUCUUCAUCUGUAUCUCUUCUUAUCUCCACGCCUCAUUUUCCGAACCGGGAAUCAUCCCACGUAAUCUCCAUCCUCAGCCUCCUCCCCCAGCGGAUGAGGAUCCUCUAGCUGUUGGGCCAUCUACCACAGAAUGGGUCACGGUUAGGUCCUUUGCCCCAUCUGCAGGUGGUAGCAGCACUACUGCUAUGGAGGUUCCCAUCAAGUUCUGCAAGUCAUGCAACAUCUGGCGACCUCCGCGUGCCCACCACUGCCGCAUCUGUGACUCGUGUAUCGAGACUCAGGAUCACCAUUGCGUUUGGCUCAACAACUGUGUUGGUCGUCGCAAUUACCGUUAUUUUCUCACAUUCGUCGCAUCCGGAACAUUCUUAGGCUUAUUCCUACUUGCAGCCAGUCUCACGCACAUCCUCGUAUGGAUGAAGAGGAACGACUCCGAUUUUGGUCAUGCUCUUAAUGUUUGGCGUGUCCCAGCUGCCAUGUGUGUGUACUCGUUUCUCAUUCUGACAUAUCCUAUGAGUCUUUGGGGCUACCAUCUCUUCCUCAUGGGCAGAGGCGAGACCACAAGAGAAUACCUCAAUAGUCACAAGUUCCAAAAGAAGGAUCGUCACCGACCGUUCAGUCAGCAUUCGAUCUUGGGAAACUGGUCCAGCGUAUUCACAAGACCUCGUCCGCCGACAUACAUGCGAUUCAGACACCGUUACGAAGAUGGCGACCAACGCCUUGGAGAGCGAAGGUCCAAGAUGGCCAAGCAGUCGGAGAAGGACGGUGAUGUGGAGAUGGGUGAGAUCAAAAGUGGUACUGCCGCCAGUAAUGUCGGCGGUUACCAAGGACAAAGAACCCUUACUCCCAUCAACAAUACCCCUCGAGGAUGA
This is a messenger RNA of Aureobasidium subglaciale EXF-2481, 1854 nucleotides long. RefSeq lists its product as uncharacterized. The record is from RefSeq and is a predicted model, not a curated record. Gene Ontology annotation, cellular component: endoplasmic reticulum; Golgi apparatus. The transcript has 3 exons. NCBI's taxonomy places the organism in Eukaryota, Fungi, Ascomycota, Dothideomycetes, Dothideales, Saccotheciaceae. Gene Ontology annotation, molecular function: protein-cysteine S-palmitoyltransferase activity. Gene Ontology annotation, biological process: protein targeting to membrane; peptidyl-L-cysteine S-palmitoylation. Bases 1 to 1854 code for a protein of 617 amino acids.